Messenger RNA from Octopus bimaculoides (California two-spot octopus), 3888 nucleotides. Its product is annotated as DNA repair protein XRCC2. Gene Ontology annotation, cellular component: replication fork; centrosome; Rad51B-Rad51C-Rad51D-XRCC2 complex. Gene Ontology annotation, biological process: double-strand break repair via homologous recombination; DNA strand invasion. Gene Ontology annotation, molecular function: four-way junction DNA binding; ATP-dependent DNA damage sensor activity; ATP binding. Lineage: Eukaryota; Metazoa; Mollusca; Cephalopoda; Octopoda; Octopodidae. The record is from RefSeq and is a predicted model, not a curated record.
AAUCGCGGGAAUCCAAUUCUAAAGCACCUUGCUUUAAUAAAGACCAGGCGCACGUCUUCACUAUCCCCACAGCUACGCAACAAGUCACUGUAACGCAUAUUAUUUCUCAAUUAUACUCAUUUUUAUAUUCCUUCUUUCCUUGAUAUAUUCGAAAUAAGUAAUUUCAAGGGCGAGUCACGAGAUAAAUACUAAUGUAAUUAAUAGCAUGUAAUCUACAGAAAAAAAACCUCGGAUAGAAAACUGGUUGAAAGAAAUCUGCGGAAUCCGAAACUGCGUCUUCUGAAAUAUCUCUUUGAUAUAUUUACCUGUUAGAGUAUCUGUUAGGCCCCAGAAUUAAUGGUUUUAAUUGGUUUUAAUUCACUUUAUUAUUUUUUUUGGUUUUAAUUUCUUAUGAACGAAUUAAAAUUUAUGAAAUAUUUGGCGCCAAAUUUAACAUUUUGUCUUAUCGUUGUUGUAAGCGACAUCACAGUAGUUAUGGCAGUAAAGACUGUGGAAACUGGUUCAGAGCUGCUCGCCAGGCUUGGCACACGUGUUCCCCUUAGCAACAUUGUGCCAGAACUGUUUGGAGAAGGGUCGAGUAGCGGAGAGAUCAUUGAAUUCUUCGGAGAAGAAGGAACUGGUAAAACCGAACUCUUGCUGAAUCUAAUCACACGAUGCAUUCUUCCAAAAGUCUGGCAAAAUAUUCCUGUUGAUGGUCCCGAGUCGAAAGUUGUUUUCAUCAGCACUGACUACAAGUUUUCUAUCUUAAGACUAGUUCUCAUCUUGGAAAAGAAAAUUACCAAAAUUCUUCAAUCUCAUUUCAGUGAACUAUCACAAAAUGCUAAUGAUGGAGAUAAUGUUACCAAGCCGGACAUGGAAUCAGAAGUGCAAUUAUUUACUGAUGACUGUCUCCAACGUGUCCAAGUUGUUUAUUGUUCAAGCUCAUGGCAGUUGUUCCUUACUUUACACAGUCUUGAAUACCAACUGACCACUGAUGCAAGUUAUAGUUUAUUGGUUAUUGAUAGCAUAUCAACAUUUUAUUGGCUGGACAGGUUUUGUGCCAAUGAUAACAUCAGCAACCAGGGCCUUAACAUACGCAGAAUUACUAAAAUACUAAAGAAAUUUGUUAAUGACCUUAAUAUUUCUGUUAUAGCCACCAAAUUGUCCCUCUUUAAACCAAAAUAUUCUGACAAUCUAGACCCAACAAAUAAUAAUAGUCUUAUAAUUAAUCCUAAUGCUAUAAAUAAUCCAGGGAUAUAUUCAACAGCUAAGCAGUCCCAUACAAAAUACUUGGAUAAAGUCUGGGAAAAUUUUGUUUGCAAACGGUGGGUUUUCACAGUAAUCUCUGCUGCAGAAUCUAAGUUUUGUUUGACAGGUACAAACCUGAAAACUCUUCAUUUUACCAUCACAGAAUCUGGUGUGAAGUUCUUGUGAUAAAUAUUGAUUUCUUUGCACUGGAUUAGAGUUACGAAGCUAGAAAAUGGAUAAAAUCAUCUACAUGCGCCUGAUUACUUGUUUGCUUUAUCUGAAUCAGGAUAACGGAGAAGAAGAACAAAAAAAGGAAAAUUCAACAACAUAACAGGUGUUGAUAUUAUCAUCAUCAUCAUCAUCAAUUACUUGGUGACUCUGCCAGUGCUGGUGCCACAUAAAAAGCAUCCAGUCCACUCUGUAAAGUGGUUGGCAUUUGGAAGGGCAUCCGACUAUAAAAACCAUGCCAAAGCUGACCUCAUCUAUGCUGGUACCACAUAAAAAGCACUCUGUCCAUCUGCUGGGUGGUUGGAGUUAGGAAGGGUAUUCAGCCAUAAAAACUGCCAAAACAGACACAGAAGUUCGUUGUAGUCUUCUGCCUGGCCAGCUCCUGUCAAACUGUUCAAACCAUGCCAACAUGGAACAUAUAUUCUCUCCCCCUAUCAUUUUCUCUCAUCUUUUUUUUCCCCUUCACCAUUUUCUAUCUAUCACCAGUUUCUAUUUACUAGACUUGUUUACAAGGCUUUGGUUAGCUUGAAGCUAUAGUAAAAGAAACACUUGCCCAAGGUGGCACACAGUAGGAUUGCACCCAAAAUCAUGUUGCCAGGAAACAAACUGCUUAACUACACAGCCAUACCUUCUUGAGAAAAACUAAUGGUACCUACCUUGCAAGUUCAUUCUGUCAAAACACAGCUGCCCAAAGUAAUUAGUUUACAAUCAACAAAAUGGUCAAUGACUUACAUGAAUCAUUGAUCACUUGUGGUCAUUGACCACUACUAGAAAGAAAGAGGACUGUCAUUAAGAUUUUGAAAAGUGUUUCACAAAAAAAAGAGGCUAAAAAUAAUAAUAAAGAAAUAUACAGGAAUAGAGGUAGUUGUGCUGAUGAUUAAGUCAUAAACAUACAACAUUUAUGGCCUAAACACUCAAAGCAGUAAAUGUUUAAUCUCUGCUUAAUAAAAGCCCAUAUAAAUGUUGAUUGAUUGGUCGAUUUCUCUUGUCAUGUUUUAUAGACAGGAGAAGAGAGAGGGGAGGGAGAGAGAGAGAGAGAGACAGUGUCUUAUGACUUUAUCAUUUAUCUUGUUCCAGUCCAGUCAUUGGACUACAUGGCCAUACUGGGGCAUCACUUUGAAGGGUUUUAGUCGAACAAAUUGAUACUUUUCUUUUUUUUUUGGUUUCAGUCACUUGACUGAGGCCAUGCUGGAGUACUAAUACUUUUUUUUUUUUUAAUCUGGUACCUAUUCUGUUGGCCUCUUUUGCUGAACUGCUAAGUAAUGGGGGAGGUUAACAAACCAACACCAGUUGUCUAGUGGUGUGUUGGUGGGAGGAACGAAUCAAUACAAAGUCACACACAUACAGACAAACAGAGAAUUAGAGGCAGUCAGCAAAUUAGCAAACAAUUAUCUGUGGACACACAAGAACAAGAGAUCCCCAAGUAACCACUUCAUAAAGGGCAGAAAACAUCGACAGACAACAAAUAUAGUCUGUGCAAGACCAAAACCGAAGACAUUAACCAUAUUGCCAACUGUGAGAGAGUGUCUUCCAGAUACUAUCUUCCCACAAGGCAUGUUAGAGUGGCCAGAAUGGUCUGGAACAGGAUAAUACACAAGAAAACAUCUACAAAGUUUACUAUAUUGAGACCGAAGGGGUCAAAAGAAUACUGGUGGACCUUGAAAAUUAAAACAGCCACCAAGUUACAAAACAACUAAUUAGAUAUCGUUAUGUGGGACCUCAAGGAAAAGAUAUGUUCUGUCAUGGACAUCAGCUGCGCUCUGGACACUGAUGUGGUAAGAAAUAUACAAGAGAAAAAGGACCUCUAUGCACGAUUGACAAUGAUUUUGCUAAUCCAGUACCCAAGAUACACUUUCAGCUUCAUACUUGUUUUUCUUGGAGCAACAGGAUACAUACCAACCUGUCUGGAACAAAGUAUGGCUGGACUUGGGAUCUUGAGGAGAGAAUGCAAAUCCUUAAUUCAUACUCUACAAAUGAUCACAAUAUCUGGGGCUAUAAUAAUCUGCAAGACCUUAAGAUUUAAAGGGUGAUGACCAAAAGCAAGAUGCUUUCCUUCACAACCUUGCUACAAGCAGGUGGCCAAUCUAAAAUUUAUUCUAAAUUGAAAAGAGAACUCACGCACACAUUUAUGAGGGAAUACUGAAAAGUUCCCGACAUUAAGGGUAUUGCAAAGGGCCUGGUGGGAGACUCAACCUUCUGAGUUCUUUUACAGGGCUUAGAAAAACUGAAGGGCUGCUACAAUAAAUGUGUGAAUCUGAGAGGUGAAUAUGUUGAAUAAAAUCAUAAUUAACUGAUCUUUCUGUAUUUUGCUUUACCCAAAGCCAGGAACUUUUCAGCACCCCAACCUCAAUACAAUGGGCUUCCACACAGUUCCCAUUUACCAAUUUCACUCACAAGACAUGGGUGCCAUGGAGUGAGAUUGAACCCAAAUCC